Messenger RNA from Prunus dulcis (almond), 1222 nucleotides. RefSeq names its product MATH domain and coiled-coil domain-containing protein At3g58210-like. Lineage: Eukaryota; Viridiplantae; Streptophyta; Magnoliopsida; Rosales; Rosaceae. The coding region runs from base 259 to 960 and encodes 233 amino acids. Gene Ontology annotation, molecular function: protein binding. The transcript has 6 exons. The record is from RefSeq and is a predicted model, not a curated record.
UGGGAGCUGGGGGUGCCAAGGCAGCAUCAGACCUACAGGAAUGACAGAGCAUGCGUGUGGGUUUCAACACCAUUUUCAAAUUCACCGCCAACUCAUUACAUCCUAAAAGUAGAGUCCUUUUCGUCUUUAGAGAGGCAUUCAGCAGGUAGAUUUGAGUCAGGGCAGUUCGAUGCUGGAGGAUACAAAUGGAAACUGGUGGUGUACCCAAAUGGAUACAAGCAGAAGAAUGUGGAUGACCACAUCUCUGUCUACUUAGAAAUGGCUGGAGCAGAUUCACUUCAGACUGGUUGGGAAGUAUUUGUUGAUUUUAGAUUGUUUUUACGUGAUCAGAAUAAGGGAAUCUACUUGGUUCUUCAGGAUGCUAAUCUAAACAAGAUGUGCUUGCACGGGGCGAUGUUUGAAGUGGGUUUCGAUAGAGUUAUCCCUCUGAAUGCAUUUACUGAUUCUUCCAACGGCUAUCUGAUUAAUGAUACUUGUGUGUUUGGAGCCGAGGUCUUUGUUUGUAAAGAAAGAAGAGCUGGCAAAGCAGAACGCCUAUGCGCGAUCAACAGUGCUAUGUACAAGCAUCCUUGGAAGGUUUAUAUACCUUUAAAGUUCAGACCUGAAUUCUUGGAAUCAAAGCCAUUCUUUGCUGGAGGACAGACAUGGAAGAUACGUCUCUAUCCCAAGGGAUAUGACAAAGGAAAGGAUACUCAUGUUUCUCUUUACUUAACAUUGGCUAAUCCAGAACCUGCCUCCAAAAUACUUACAGAGUUUACUCUGCGCAUCGUUGAUCAAUUGAAUGGCAAGCAUUUUUUUUGUAAAGGUUGUCAAUGGUUCAGUGCCUUGACUCCCUCUUUCGGUUUCUCUAGGUUGAUUGCAUUUGACAUUUUGAAACAGUUAGACAAGGGUUUUUUGGUUCAGAGCUAUUGCUUAGUGGAGGCAGAGGUCACCGUCCAUGGAAUUUUUACAGCAUUGUAGUCAGCUAAAGCUUGUCCUAACGGCCACUUGCUGUUGCUGUCAAACAGAAACGUUUCUCCAAUUCAAUAUUGGCAACACAACAACAGGAUAUAAUGAUCCUUAUUUGAAGUUGUUUUCUGGUGCUUCUUUAAACAACACACUUUGGUGUUAGUUUCUAUUUGCAAAUUAGAAUUUUAUCAUUUGUAUGUCUACAUAUUGAGCUUUGCUAAGCAAGUCGGAAGGAGAGUCUAUACUUCACUGCUCUACAUGUGGUUUGGGCUUU